AUGGCAAAUAAAUUUAUAUUAAUUCCUGAGGAUAUAUAUCGUGGACUACUUACUCACCCCAUACCGGAAACUGGAAAUAUCAAUUUGGAUUUUACACGCGAAAAUUUGGAAAAUAUCAAAAGUCAAAAUGCCAACACAGAAUUAAAGAAUAUAAAUUAUAAUCAGGAAUUGAGACGUUAUCUACACAUGCUGAAGGAUCAGAAUGAGAGACCAAUGAAUGUUUCAGUAAGGCAAAUGGAAGAUCCAGCCCUGGAGCAAAUUAAAAAAUUGCUUCCCCUCCUCCAAACAAGCUCCAAAGAAAGUAAUCAACAAGUCCUUGAACAAAAUAUACCCACACCAAAAUUGUCCCCGUUAAAUGAAGGUGGAGAUUUAAACGAAGAUGAUCUUAGUAUGCAUACGGCCGGGGAGGAAUCUCCGGAUUCCAAGAGGAAAAUGGAACCAAAGAAGUCAACAAUAAGAGAAAAGACAGAGGAAAUUUUUGAAAAUAUGAAACAGGAAAAUCUAGAUAAAUAUGAUGUGAGCACAGAUGGAAAAAUUUUAAGUAAGAAGGGAGGAAAAGAAAUACAGGGAAGCAAUGCACAAAAAUCUCUAGAGUGUAUUCUCCGUACAGGAAUAAGUGGGAAAUUGAGAUGGGGAGAGUUGACACCACCGGGGACAUCAGUUUUAGAAAGUAAAUUAAAAAGUGAUAACAAAAUUUGGCCGUUGAUAGAGAAGGCACGAGAAAGUUGUACACCAAAAAGAACUAAUACAAAGCAAAAAAGAAAAAUACCUGAAUCCAAAGAAAUAGCUGAAUCAAAAUGGAGACUUCCAACAGAGUGGAAAUGA
Molecule: messenger RNA, 825 nt
Organism: Meloidogyne enterolobii
Lineage: Eukaryota; Metazoa; Nematoda; Chromadorea; Rhabditida; Meloidogynidae
Source: the annotation of a GenBank genome assembly